AUGAGACUACAAAUAAACAAAGAAGUUUUGAGCUCAUUUGAACCGAGCAAGAUAUUUCGAAAUCAGAUUGAUCAAUCUCAAAUAACAUCACUAGAUUAUGAUAAUUCGGGACAAUUUUUAAUAUCUGCAGGGAAUAAUGAAGCUAUUGACUUAUAUGACUGUGUCAAGGGAAAACAUUUGAAGAAUAUAGUGAGUAAGAAAUAUGGGUGUCAUUUAGCUAGAUUUACACAUGAUUCUGAGAAAUGUUUAUAUGUCACAACAAAAGUGGGAGAAGAACACAGUAUACGAUAUUUAUCGUUGAAUAAUAAUCAAUACAUCCGAUAUUUCAGGGGCCACCAGGGACUUGUCAAUUCAAUGGAGAUAUCACCUACAGAUGACGAUGUAUUUUUAACGAGUUCGUGGGAUAACUCGGUUCGAGUUUGGGAUUUAAGAAGCUCGAAUUGCCAAGGCUUUAUGAAUUGCAAGUCACCGAGCUUUGUUUCUAUCGAUCCAUCAGGAUUAGUUUUUGCUAUUGGGAAUUCUAGUACUAAAGAGAUAGGGCUAUAUGAUAUAAGAAAUUACGAUCAAGAACCAUUUUUAACGAAUGUAAAUUGGAACAAGUUGGAGUUUUCUAAUGACGGGAAAUACAUUAUAAUCGGUACAAGCAAUGAUGAUUCACACUAUGUGAUUGAUUCCUACGAGGGUGAUUUGGUUGGAAAACUCCAAGGGUUCAAAACAAUCCCCCCAAGAAACUACCCAGACACUGGAUCAGUGUCGUUGCUAGCAGAUGGACGAUACGCAAUCGGAGGCUCGGGGUCCAGAGAAAUGAUGAUUUGGGACCUCCAGGAGUUAGGCGCUGGAGGGGACAGUGGAAUGGGCAGUGAUAGCGAAUUGAAGGCAGAGAAGGUGGGAAUUCCGCGAAUGACAUUGUUCAAUCCCAAAUUCAUGAUGUUUGCCACCGCCGACAUUGACGUGACAAUGUGGUUGCCGGACAUCGAUGACACACAGAAUAUCAAAUAG
This is a messenger RNA of Ascoidea rubescens DSM 1968, 999 nucleotides long. It is a transcript of the gene SWD2, whose product is annotated as WD-repeat containing protein SWD2. Bases 1 to 999 code for a protein of 332 amino acids. Gene Ontology annotation, molecular function: protein binding; chromatin binding. Lineage: Eukaryota; Fungi; Ascomycota; Saccharomycetes; Ascoideales; Ascoideaceae. The transcript has 3 exons. The record is from RefSeq and is a predicted model, not a curated record. Gene Ontology annotation, cellular component: Set1C/COMPASS complex.